AUGAAGGUAAUUAAGACAUUUCCUACGUGUAUUUUAGGCCUUGGGCCCCAUUUACACGGCACCAGACAAAUUUUUGUCCGCAUAAAAAUUCGUAAUCAUACGAAUAUUUGUCCACAUUGGCCUCCCGUUUACUGACGACAAAGCAUCAGCACAUCAUGAUGCAUAUGUAAAUUAGAUUAGCUGUUUGUUUGUUCGGUACAACUUCGAAAAUUGUUGUACAUCACUAACAACAUUGUUGACAACUUGUUUUGGUGUGGUGUAAACGGGGCCUUAAUAUAACAACAUUGUUGACAACUUGUAAAAAUGAUAUCGACAGCUUGAACAACCUUGUUCAAGCUGUCGAUAUCAUUUUUACGCCUGUAUAGACAUUUACUGAGACGAUCAAAAGCGUUUUGCAAGUCGAGAUUGUUCAGUCGGCCGAGAUUUACAUUCUCUGACCUGAAGUCUACAUAUCUACAGCCAUACAGGAAGUUCUAUAAUUGACAUACACAUACGCAGGAGAUCUUGACAAGUCCUUGAGUUUUGGAUUUUACUCCACGAAGAGAAUAUAUUUGUCAGGCCCGUAUUGCGUGGAAAUGAAGGCAGAACAUAUUUGAGAAUGGCUGCAUUUGCCGUUGACUUCAUGGCAGUAUUAAUUUACAGUACUAAAUUGCGUUCUUAUGUAUGAAGCUUGCUCUCUAUAGCUCAGUACAUUUCAGUUGAAAUAAAUGCAUUAGAGAUUUUUUGAAAUAUUAAUAUAUUAUAUGAGUAAUAUGAAGAUUAUUUGAAAUAUUAUAUUUGUUAAUGGCUUUAUAUAUAAACGUAUUGAAUUUCUUUCUAUUACAGAUUACAAAAAGUCAAAAAAGGAAGAUAUUUAGAAUAAGCUUUAUUUUUACCUGCCUUCUUGGCUUGGCCCCUUCGUUCACACAAGGUAUGGUAGUUUGCAUGAGGGUAUACAAAUAAAGCCCUGCUCUAUGAAUUUUCAUUCCUUGGUCAAACGAGAAACAGAGUUGCAUGACAGUUGAUAUAGUUACCGCAAAAACUCUCGCCGAGGUAUUUCGUUAUGCCAUUCAGUUGGAAUGUACAAAGGCCAACAGACAUUAAACUCGAAGAGCUACGAAUGUCCUUGACCAAACCCGACGGGGAUUUACAUGGUUUUACCAGUAAAAUUCCGGACUGAGGAUACUCAAUUUAUCGGAAAGAUAGAUGCCGAAAGUUUGGUGGAGGGAUAGUUUCGUAUAUGUCAACAAAAAUUUAAAGGUAGAUAAGAAAUUGAAUCUUGAAACUGUGACACAGAAAUGGGCAUAACUAUAGCAGACCUGCCAACUCUCACGGAUUUCCCGUGCGACUCACGAAUUCAGGCGAUCUCACGGACUCACGGAAAUAUUUUCAAAUCUCACGGAUUCACGAUUUUGAAAUUUUAACCACCACUAGACUUUAAAAUGGGAGUGAUUGAUGUGAAAUAAAACUAGCCAUUGACGGUAAUUCUAAUUGGUAAAGAAUCCCCAACACUAUUAGUAUUUAGUUACUCGUUACUAAGUAGCAGUCUAAGACUGGUACUCCGCCAUUUUGAAUAACCUAAAUGACAUCAUCCCACAUUGAGGAACUUGAUUUAAUUUACCCCCUCCUAGGAAUUUUCAAGGUUGAAAAUGCGGGUCAUGGUUGAAAAUCAUCCCCUUCCUCUGUAAUUCCAAGGUUCCUCAACAGGGGUGUGUGCGAUAAAAAUUGGAAUAGUAUCCCGAAUUAGUAAGAUACACUCGUAUAGACUAAGACCAUGCAGGUUGAAUUUUUAUGUAAACUGUUGAGUUAAUUAAAGUUUUAUUUUGGAGGACAGUAAUUAAAAAUUGCUAUGUCACAGAACAUAGAUCAGGCAUCGACAGGCAAUGAUUACAGUAAUUGUCUUAUCCAAAAUUACCCCAGAUUUUCAGUGUUUUAUUGCCAGAAAUAAGAGAUCAAUCUCAAGAAAUUUUUUAUCAGAUCUCCAGAUUCGUUGCUGUUGGAGGUUGGCAGGUCUGCUAUAGAGUUGAUGUGGCUACGUGGCCACGUUGUACAUUUUUUUUUACUGUGUAGAUAGCAAGUGAAGUAUUUUUAUCGUUAGUCUACAUGCUAUAAAGACGUUUCGUGCCGUGGUUAGGCUCAGUGAUUUUGUUUUUCACGAUGUUACUAAUGAUGUCGUGAGUGCUUUAAUGACAUUCAGUCUUGAAACGUUUGCGCCGUUGAAAACAAAGUGAGUGAAAAGACGAAUGCAGCCAAAGUGGUUCACUAAUGGACAUGGCACUAACUGAGAUUAAAAAAAAGAGAUAAACUACAGGGUGUCCCAAAACUAUUGAAAUAAUGUUUUGUUAGAAUUUGAAUGCCCUAGCAUUAAAUGGAACAUAAUAAGCUGAAUAUUGACAGGGUACAUACUCAUAUAUUAAAUAUCGAUUAAGAAAUUAAAACAUCUUUGUAAAGCGUACUUGGGAAUUUUCUGAUGACUCAAAUAAAACGUACCGUUCAAUAUCGGUCCUUCUAAAGUUUUUGAAAAAUAUAUUACGCUAAAUUUACAUAAGCCCCUGAGGACAAAUGGCCUACUACAUAAGUUCCAGUCUGGAUUUUGACGUAAUUUUCCCACAGAAACCGCCCCUGUUGCUCUGGUUGAUCAACAAUCAACAGUUUCACCUCUUGAACUUGGCGUGCCACAAGGAUCGGUUGUGGGUCCGUUACUGUUUCUAAUUUUCAUAAAUGUUCAGUUCCGACUUCACUCACUCGAUCAAUUGCUGAUGUUUUUUGCUGAUGAUACAACCUUAAGCCAAUCGUGUUAUCACUCGGAUGUAUUUUGUGAAUUAAAUAACAAUUUACAGACUGAGUUUAAUUAACCGUGUAUAUCCCCAAGAUUGGCAAGAAAAUACAAAUUCAAAACUGUAUACAAAAACUAAAGACAAAAACUCUGGUCGACUCUCAUCCAACUACCUCAAAGUUGUUUAAGUUCUAAAUAAGAGUGCUUGGCUGAGAGUUGAUGACAGUUUGCGUUGAAAUGCGAGCGAUUGUUGUAACUCUCAUCAAAUCUCGUCUUCUUUCAAACGAAGACACCAAUAACACUGAUUCAUGAGACCAGAAUGAAAAUCGAAAUUUUCAGUACGUUCACAUGAGACCGAUAUGAAUAUCACAAAUCUUUCAAUUUAUUCGCCCACCUUUUUCCUUUUUCUAGUGCUUUUGUGAGCAUGCAUUUUGUUCCAAAGCCAGGAGCACAGCCAAGGCCGGUCUGAAAUGUAUUUGUGUUUACACUCAUCCCGCUCCAAAUUCAUCUCGGUCUGAAGAUAGUCGGUUCGGUCCAGUGAGCGGGAUGACUUCAAACCGGUUUCAGCAAUUUUUCGCCCAGGUCUCAUGAAAACAUUUAUUAUAAAUAAUAUCGUCUGGAGUUACUAGUUAAGGGCCUUCGCUCGAAACGUCGAAAUUCUCCUUAUAUUUUUCAGGUAGUUGCAUCCCUACAAACGAAAGCUUGUUUAUAUUAUUGACACAAUGAAAUCGUCCCGGUUUGACUUGUCCAGGUCUCAUGUUACAAUUUAUAUACUAAUAUAAAUUAUUCUGCUACGCUCUAAUGUUUUCAGGUAAUGAAUGGCCAAGUGUUAGUUUUGGUCUUCCUAGACCUAAAUCAGGAUGUCCAGGUGAUCAGAAGAAUGGGUGGCGUGAGGGAUGGAGGUUUCAGGAUUUGGAUGACAGUGAUAAGAGUAGCAGUGAGCGAUCAAGAGUAUCUAAUGGGUCACAUAUGGAUGUCACAUUAGUUGGAGAUAAAAAAGAUGUAAACAGGACAUUCUGCAUGAAACAAAAUAAUGGAACACAAACAAGAUUUUGGCCUAAAGGUAAGGUUUUCUAUAUGCAUACACUGAAUACCUAUGAAACAGCCAUGCAUAUGUUACAGUAUGAACUCUAGGGAUUCUGCAAGAGGCAUUUCGAUACAAAUUGGAUGACUGAAUGGCAUGGAGGAGAAUAGAACAAUGGGAUUUUCAAAACAAUGAAAACACAAUGUCAUUGAAACUUUCCGACCACCCUGGGUUGUGAUUUGAUGGCACAAUUCUUAUUCUAAGUGUUCUUUACAGAAUACCAUCAUAACUAAGCAGGCCUUAAAAUAUCGGUCGGUCACGGACAUUGUCCGACCCAUUCGUGAAAUUGUCCGACGUAGAGAGGAAACCACCGGACAUUCUGUCCGACCUAAGUGAAACUGAGGUUUAUUGUUUGUCCGACCUGAGUGUAUUUGUGUCCGACCGAACUGUAGCUUUGUCCAACGUAAAUCAAAAUGUACCCUAGCCCAGGACUAGAGGCUUGUAUGUUAAAUGGAAAAUCAGAGUACUAUUGUAUAAAAGGUGAACUGGAAAUGUUGUUUUAACGUAGUCGAGCGCGGGGCGGCGAACGAAAUGGUGAAGUGGAAAAAUGGCUUAAGUUGUCGAAGUCUUUUUUAGUACUGCUGUUCUGGAAAGCAAGUUAAUUUUAGCUUGGAAAUAAGUAUGAAAGAAACAAAAUUUAACUUUCUUCACAACAUUUACAGUACAGAAUUAAUACAUUGUGCUCACAUUCAUUCGUGUCAUUCAGACUUAUUUCCGAGUCAAAACUGAACUGAAGGUCAUCGGACAUAUGUCCGACCCAAACUCAAUGUCACCGGACAUUUUGUCAGACGGUCCUGUGAAAGAUAUUUUAAGGCCUGCAUAACUAAUGCCUCAAAAUAUUUACUGCAGUCGUUACUGUAAGAAAAAGGGAACCUCCACUCUCAUGCCACCAGAAUGAGGCAUGCAUGCAUGCCAUUUCUCAUGCCUUCAGAAUAAUUUUAUAAUAAUAUCUCCAUUCCUCAUGCCAUCAGAAUGAUUUUUUUUCAAAUCAAAAUGAUUUAUUUAUGUUGUAUACGUUUUUUGAAUGAUUUCCCCUCGAAAAUGUAUUUUUGUUUUGACAGGUUCAUAUUGUAUUUACAAGAGUGGAACGUGUCCAAAAGGUAUGACAUCAGGCUGGGUACACUGGGAUGAUGGAGAUCAUGAUAACCACUCAAAUAGUAAAAGAGACCCUCUACCAGAUGGUUCAUAUGAUAGAGAUACCAGGAUAUUUUAUUGUUGUCAAACUGAUGGUAACUGGUAUGAUUCAAUUGAACUGCCAGUCAGUCAACCAUUUUAUUUAUUAACAUCUAACUCUACUGACACUCCUAAAUGUCAGAUGGUGAAGUGGGCAUUUAGUUACUUGGAGUAUAUUGUGUUUGAUACAGAAGAUAACAAUAAUAAAGAUGACCAGGGAGGGGAACAUUUGUUUUUGGAUGGAGACAAGAAAUAUUAUUGUUACUAUGAAGGUAAGUUAAUGUAACUCAGUUCGUUGUGCAAACUGAACAUUCAAAUAACGCUUUCUACAAUCAGGAAAAAAAUUGCAUUUGAAUCAUAUAACAUGUACGAUAGCUAAGGAUGGAAGUUUUAAAAUGUACAUUUCAAAGUAUUCAACUGUUUAAUAAUCUUUUAUGACAUAUAUGCUAACAAUUUAAACACUGUCUGAAUUGAUUGUGCAUGCAUUUUUGGGCAGAGCUCAUAUUUAAGCCUGAUAAUUGUCUAGUAUAACCCAGGUUGAAAUUCUUUGGCUCUGAGAUUAUGAAAUUAUGAAAUAAAUUUGAGUCAGAACAAUGAGUGAUGGCAUGGAGAACAGUGGGAUUUUCAAAAUAAUGAAAAGAUGAUGGAAGUAUGGAACAUUCCAAUUACUGGAUCAUACUUUACUGGACAGUACUAAUAUUACGAUAAAUGAUACAAGCAAGCUGUCUAGAUUUUAGCUUUGAUUUUUAAGAUCCUUUAAUUCUAUUCCAGACUGCCGCCGUACAAUGACUGGUCCUAGUGGUUCAUUUAGAUCACAUAAGGCUGCAGUUAGUGAGAUGGAUCCACGCUCGCAAUAUUGUUCCUGGUUAAUUACGUUUGCUGAAACAUACAACGUGUCAUUGAGCUUUAAAGAGCUCACCAUACCAAGUUGCAAUGAUACAUUUCUAAGAAUAUAUGAUGGUCCAAAUAACACAGCUCCAUUGCUUGGCACAUAUUGCGGUUCAAAUGCGAGCACAGAAAUCGUGGUUUCAUCAUCCACAAAUAGUUUAUACAUCGUGUCAAAUUCUGGAAGUGCUAAAAAUAUUUUUGCUUUUCAUGCACAAUAUGGUGCGAAUUUGACAGGUUGGUAUAGUUGUAUUGGUAAUAAAUUAAUAAUUCUAACGUUGUUAACCUGGCCGUAUACCAGAUAAUGAUAUUAUUCGGAUUCUGGAUCCCGACUCGUGAAUUCCAGAUUCCGACUGGUAGAUUCUUCAUCUUUACUUGUGGAUUGCGAAUUGCAUCCUCAUAAAAGUCAAUGGAUUCCUUUAUCUGGAUUCCGGAUUCUAUCAUCAAACUGGACUCCAUAUCCUACUGUGUGGAUUCUGGAUUCAGUUACUUCGCCCUACAACCCCUCCCUGUCGCCUUUAUAUGGGAAAUUUCAGAGAUCUCGCUAGGGAUAUUUAGAAUUCGCUCUAUUUUUUACCUGACUUCUUGGCUUGGCCCCUUCAUUCACACAAGGUAUGGUAGCUUGCAUGAGGGUUAUGCAAAUAAAUCCCUGGUCUAUGAAUUUUCAUUCUCAUUCGCUGGUCGAACGAGAAACAGAGUUGCAUGGCAGUUGAUAGUUACCUAACCUGCUCGCAGACGUUGCUUUUUCGUCGCUUGGCGUGAGAAAUACAACGUCUGCGAGCAGGCUAGUGCAGUUACCGCACGCGUGGCAAAAAUUCUUGUCGACUAUCAUACAACUACCUCAAAGUUGUUCAAGUUAUAAAUAAGAGUGCUUGGCUGACAGUUGAUGAUAGCUGGCGUUGAAAUACGAGCGAUUGUUGCAACUUUCAUCAAAUCUUGUCUUCUUUCAAACGAACACACCAAUAACACUGAUUCAUGAGACCGGAUUGAAAAUCGAAAUUUUCAGUAUGUUCACGUGAGACCGAUAAUCGAUAUGAAUAUCACAAAUCUUUCAAUUUAUUCCCUCCCAGCCAUCUUCCUUUUUACAGUGCUUUUGUGAGCAUGUAUUUUGUUCUAAAGCCAGGAGCACAGCCAAGGCUGGUCUGAAAUGUAUUUGUGUUUACAUACAUCCCGCUCCAAAUUCAUCUUGGUCUGAAGAUAGUCGCUGAAAACAUCUAUUAUAAAUAAUAUCGCCUGGACUCUGGAGUUACUAGUUAAGGGUCUUCGCUUGAAACGUCGAAAUUCUCCUUAUAUUGUUCAGGUAGUUGCAUCACUACCAACGAAAACUUGUUCAUAUUAUUGACAUUGCCUACACUGACCCAGACAGUUCAAGAUUAUACUAGUAACACUCUGACCGAAAUAAAAUCGUCCCAGUUUGACUUGUUCCGAUCUCAUGUGACAACUUAUAUACUUAUAUAAAUUGUUCCAAUUUAAUCUGUAGUAUUGCAAAAACCAUGCUCUAAUGUUUGCAGGUGAUGAAUGGCCAAGAGGUAGCUAUGGUCUUCCUAGACCUAAAUCAGGAUGUCCAGGUGGUAAGGAGAAUGGGUGGGGUGAGGGCUGGAGAUAUCAGGAUAUGCAAGACGAUAAGAGUAGCAGUGAGUGGUCAAGAGUAUCUAGUGGGUCACAUAUGCUGGCUGUCAUAACAAUAAAAGGUGAUAAUAGAGAUGUAAAUAGGACAUUCUGCAUGAAACAAAAUACUGGAAUACAAGCAAGGUUUUGGCCUAAAGGUAAGGUUUUUCUCUAUAUACAGAAUGAUGUUUUUUUAAUCAAAAUGAUUUCUUUAUGUUGUAUACGUUUUUUGAAUGAUUUCCCCUCGAAAUGUAUUUUUGUUUUGACAGGUUCAUAUUGUAUUUACAAGAAUGGAACGUGUCCGAAAGAUAUGGCAUCAGGCUGGGUGGAAUGGGAUGAUGAAGAUAGUGACAACGGAAAUAGUCACGGAGGAUUUCUACCAGAUGGUUCAUAUGAUUAUAAUACCCUGAUAUAUUAUUGUUGUCAAACUGAUGGUCACUGGUAUGAUUCAAUUGAACUGCCUGUCAGUCAACCAUUUUAUUUAUUAACAUCUAGCUCUACUGACACUCCUAAAUGUCAGAUGGUGAAGUGGGCAUUUAGUUACUUGGAGUAUAUUGUGUUUGAUACAGAAGAUAACAGGAAUAGAGAUGCCCAGGGUGGGGAACAUUUGUUUUCAGAUGGAGAUAAGAAAUACUAUUGUUACUAUGAAGGUACGUUAAUAUAACUCAGUUCGUUGUACCAACUGAACAUUCAAAUAACGCUUUCUACACAAUUAGGAAAAAAAUUGCAUUUGAAUCUUUUACAAGAAAGAUUUACAUGUAAAAUGUACACUUGACUUCAAAGUAUUCAAUUGUUUAAUAAUCUUUUAUGAUAUAUGCUAACAAUUCAAACACUGUCUGAAUUCAUUGUGCAUGCAUUUUUGGACAGAGCUUAUAUUUAAGCCAGAUAAAUGUCUAGUAUCAACCCAGGUUGAAAUUCUUUGGUUCUGAGAUUAUGAAAUUAUGAAAUAAAUUUGAGUCAAAAGAACAGUGGGAGUUUCAAAACAAUGAAAAGAAGAUGGAAGUAUGGAACAUUCCAAUUACUGGAUCAUACUUUACUGGACAGUACUAAUGGAUUACGAUAAAUGAUACAAGCAAACUGCCUAGAUUUUAGCUUUGAUUUUUAAGAUCCUUUACUUCUAUUUCAGAGUGCCGCCGUACAAUGACUGGUCUUAGUGGUUCAUUUAGAUCACAUAAGGCUGCAGUUAGUGAGAUGGAUCCACGCUCGCAAUAUUGUUCCUGGUUAAUCACGCUUGCUGAAACAUACAUCAUUUCAUUGAGCUUUAAAGAUCUGACCAUACCAAGUUGUAAUGAUACAUUUCUAAGAAUAUAUGAUGGUUCAAAUGGUGCUGCUCCAUUGCUUGGCACAUAUUGCGGUUCAAAUGCAAGCACUGAAGUUGUGGUUUUAUCAUCCACAAAUAGUUUAUACAUCGUGUCAAAUUCUGGAAGUUAUGAAAGAAGGGCUAAAAAUAUUUUUACUUUUCAUGCACAAUAUAAAGCUACGAAUUCGACAGGUUGGUAUAGUUGUAUUUGUAAUAAGUUAAUAAUUCUAACAUGGCCGUAUACCAGAUAAUGAUAUCAUUCCGGUUCUGGUCCCGACUCGUCCCCCUUCAUUCAAACAAGGUAUAGUAGUUUCCAUGAGGUUAUGCAAAUAAAUCCCUGGUCAAUCAAUCAAUCAAAUCAAAUCAAUCAAAAACUUUAUUAUUGUGUCAAAUAAAUUCUAGUUUACAAAGAAACUAAUUGGGGACACCUACCUAUAUUAACUACUAUUAACUAUAUAAACAGAGUAAAUAUAUUAUAACAAAUAUCUAUAAUUAGUGUCGAUUAAUUGUUGCAUAAAUAGCAAUUAGUACAACUAUUGGAAAUUAAGUCGGCUAUAUCCAUUUGCCGUAUGUGUCUUUUAAACGUAUCUAAGGAUAUAGCCGUUUUUAUGGACUUAUGGAUCUUUGACCAAAUGAACGGGCCCAUAUACCUCAAGCUGUGUUUCCCAUACGUAACCGUGUUAAAUCUAGGUAUGGAGAAAUCACUUACAUUCCUAAGAUUGUAGUUGCUGGUGUUGUGUUUGAAAAGAUUACAUACAUCAGAGGGUGCUAGAUUAUUGUUCACUUUAUACAUAACUAUGGCUAUGUCCUGGAGUCUACGAUUGUACAAUGUAGGAAGUUUGCCUUUCCUUAAGAGAUCUUUAUACGAGCUACUCCUAUCACAAUAUAUGGCCCUAAGUGCUCGCUCUUGUAAUCGCUCUAUUUUCCUUCUGUCUGAUGACAAACAGUGAUGCCAUACUAUGUGACAGUAGGUUAUUUGGGGUAGUAUAAAAGCUUUAAAGAUUCUUAAUUUGGCUUCAGUCGGUAUCAAGUUCCUAAACCUCAUAAGUAUCCCCACCUUUUUCCCUCCCUUACUACAUAUAUCUCUAAUGUGUUUCACAAACUUUAAUUCAUCGUCUAUAGCAAUCCCUAAUAGGUUUAUGAUUGAAGUUGAACGAAUAUUAGCGUCUAUCAUAUCGCAGGUCAAACUAAAAAUAUUUUUACUUUUCAUGCACAAUAUAAUGCUACGAAUUCGACAGGUUGGUAUAUACAGUAGCGCAAAUUUGUAUAACGGAUUCCUUACAUUGACUGGAGUGAUAUUAUCUCACAUUUUAAUUUAUUCUCACUAUCCGUUUCCUGUAGGUAA
This is a messenger RNA of Paramuricea clavata, 10150 nucleotides long. Lineage: Eukaryota; Metazoa; Cnidaria; Anthozoa; Malacalcyonacea; Plexauridae. The record is from the annotation of a GenBank genome assembly.